Mugil cephalus (flathead mullet) is the source of this 951-nucleotide messenger RNA. It is a transcript of the gene atf7ip2, whose product is annotated as activating transcription factor 7 interacting protein 2. Gene Ontology annotation, molecular function: transcription coregulator activity; protein binding. Gene Ontology annotation, cellular component: transcription regulator complex; nucleus. Gene Ontology annotation, biological process: regulation of DNA-templated transcription. The record is from RefSeq and is a predicted model, not a curated record. The transcript has 5 exons. The coding region runs from base 101 to 727 and encodes 208 amino acids. Lineage: Eukaryota; Metazoa; Chordata; Actinopteri; Mugiliformes; Mugilidae.
AGGAAAACUCCUGAAUAAUGACAACGAUGGAAAUCUGUGCCAAGUCGUGGAGACGACGAAGGAGGCGCUGCACAGGUUUCGUGCAGAUAAUCAAGCUCUGAUGGCUGCCAUCACGGAUUUAAAUGAGGAGGCGUCUUCUCCAGUUCUCCAUGAAUCUCCUGAACUUGAGGAGGAGCUCAUCAGGUCUGUAAAGCAGGAGCCAGAGGGUCAGCAGGGCAAGGAAAACCAAACCAAGGAGGUGAAGCCGCUGGACGGUAGAAACAGUCCCAGUCACUCAGACAGAGACACGGAGAAGUUAGUCCACACCAUCCACAGUACUGACUCACCGGACGGGCUCUCGUAUGCCCCUUUUCCUGGCUUCGCCGCCCCCUCCACCCUGAACAUGGAGGCGGCUAAAUACAGCGCGCCUCAGAGGGUGGAGGUUCACCUGGCCCUCAUCAGGAACCCCACCAGCCUCUCUGUGCUCUGGACCGUGACGGAGAAAGACCCCUCCGCCCCACCCAUGGACAGUUACACCAUCUACCUCACCAUGGAGACGGCUAAAGGCAGCGGCGUCUUCCCAGCUUGGAAAACGUUCGGGGAGGUGGCGGCCACCGAUCUGCCCAUGUGUGUGCUGAUCAGGAAGUACAAGCCCGGUCACAAGGUGUGCGCCGCCGUGGUGGGAAAAGACGUAUUCGGACGCUACGGACCAUUUAGCAAAGUUGCAACCGCAGCUAUCCCCGACUAGAAGGGGAUGUGGAUUUUAGUGGGAUUCACUCGACAGUGUUUUCAGUGACCUUUGUCAGCAAUUUUACUUCCAGUGGAAGUAGUGGAAAUGGACAUGUUUUUGUUUUUUUUUGUUGUUUCUGUAAUGUUGUCAGUAUUUGUCAAAGCCUAAACCAAUAUGAAGUAUUUCAAUUAACUUGGAAUGGAAGUGUUCAAUAAAGAUUUUUUUUAUGGACUAAACUUUAA